GAUUAGGGUUCUUGAAAAACUAAUCAAUCGCGAGCCAUACCGAUCCCCUCUUCGUCACCACGUCGUUCUCUUUCAGUCCGGCCAGUCUUCACCGCCGGUGGAGUUUCAGGGUUAAAUAUCACUGAACCGCGUCCGCAUUAUUGGGCAGAACCUUCUCGCCUCAGUAUUUAUGACCCUUAGCAGAUCGCUUAAUCAAGCUGCCGACUUUAUCUUUUCAUCGCCAUGUAAUCGACGAGUGUGGAAUGCCACUCGAUCGUAUGCUCUACCACAAACAAGGUUGUAAUGUACUCUUCCAUGUUGGUAUAGCUUCUCAUCUUGAUGCCUGGAGAUGGAUAGAAAAGAUAAAACAGUGGUAGAGGCUCUUCAUCAGUCAAGGAAAAAGAGUUCAGGUUCUGUAGAUCAUUGUUCUUCUUCGGAUAGUGAUUCCAGCGAUGGGAGUGCUUCUGAAAGUCAUGUUAGGCAGAGCAAGCCAACACCAAGAUUAGGGAUUGAACACUUUCAACAGAUCCUAAAGGGUUUGAAAACGUAUCUUUCAAAGAUCGCAAGAGAAAAGCGACGGAUGCAUCUAGCUAUGAGAAGGAGGCGGCAGUCCAGCCAUUUCCUUAUGCUUCACUACCUGGUAGCGACCCGAAGGUUAAGCGCAAAGUCCAAUCGGAUACAACGAAAGAUUAAGGUUUUGACAAAUCGGAGGAUAUCUGAAGGUUUGAGUCAUUUUCUCAUGUGUAAUGUAAUGUCUGUCAGUUUCUCAUUAUUCAGGUCUGAUAAACAAUAUAAGGGACUAAGGGUGACCCCGGUUUUCGGACUGCUAUAGUGAAAGCUUCACAAUUUCUAUGCCUUUGCUUAAAGAGAUGCUUCGGUUUGGUGCCCUUUCUAAUGCGCUUUUCUUUUUAUGCCAUACUUCAAUCGUUAUUAGCGUUUGAGCUACUCCAAGUUUACUGUUUGAUAAUGAAGAUGGUCUAUGAGAAGAAUGAAAAUUUGAUCAGUGUCCCCAUUGGCUGCUAUGAUAUCCCACCCAUGAAGCAAGAGCAUUACUCAUCGAAUUUGGAACACUAGCUACUGUUCUUUCUUAUAUUAUUGCUGAAAUUUGGAACAGAUCAGGCCAAUACCACGAAUCAAUAAAGUUUCUUUCUCAGCUUGAAGAGUCAGAUUAUGUAUCUUGGAAUAUUGGCAUUGCUCCCUGUCCUUGUGAUGGUCAUUACAGAGAAGAGAAGGUGGUCUCGUGAGAGAGAAAAAUGGAGUUGUUCAAGAAUAUGAAUGCUCGUGCACUCAUCUGCCACCGGCUGGGCUCAUUUGCUUGCUUUCAGUAAAUGACUUGAUCGGCUAAAGUUGGGAUUCUUGGACAUUUGUCUCAGUAGCAACUUGCUAAAACAUGUUGAUACCCUCCUGAAGGGAAAAUCGCAGGAGGUUUUGAACUUUACGCUCCUCCAACCAGCCACGACUUUAACAGGAGAAACUGAAGCCACUGCAAUGGUUAAAAAAAAAAGCCCUUCAUGCUUAGUCUUUAUAGUGCUUCUGAUAUCAAUCGACGAUUCAGCUUUAGUGGUCUCUGAACUGGCACAGUCACUGGCGUUAUAGAAUUGCCAUUCAAAGUUCUGUUGCUGUAUUCCAGUAGAAUAGAUGCAGGCUUGCUGGAGGUGGGGUAAAAAAGGAAGGUAUUUUAGAAUACCUCAAUUCUGCUCUCUCAUAUACCAUCACCACCACCACCACCACCGAAUCCGAUGCCGUUUAUGUUGGCUCUGGGAUUCGAACCUCUGCUGCUGCGGAGAUGCAUGGAGUUGCACUCCGCACCAUCGGUUCCCACUUCCCAGGCCGACUUGGCGACCUUUUAGUGAGCACACUUGAAUAAUAUAAGUUCCAUUCUCUUACAAAUUUCCUUUUGAAAUGUUUCCUUAGGAACCAAAAUUUGAAUAAACUGAGUAGUGUAAAUUCUGAGUAACAGAGUUGCAACUUGCAAGAUUUUUGCUCAUUUGUAGAAGCCUGUACUUUUUUUGAAAUUAGCAUUCAUAUAUAUAAUCGUAUC
Molecule: messenger RNA, 2020 nt
Organism: Linum tenue
Lineage: Eukaryota; Viridiplantae; Streptophyta; Magnoliopsida; Malpighiales; Linaceae
Source: the annotation of a GenBank genome assembly